Messenger RNA from Echinostoma caproni, 1374 nucleotides. The record is from the annotation of a GenBank genome assembly. Lineage: Eukaryota; Metazoa; Platyhelminthes; Trematoda; Plagiorchiida; Echinostomatidae.
AUGUUUAAAAAUAUUUUAGUCCUGCGCGCAUCAAUCCAGGACGUGUCACCGGUUAACAAUCGCGCAGCAUUGCAUUUGAAGCUCAGUCCCAAAACUCGUGCGCUCAAAAUUGCGCGUAAAGAUGGAACCAUUACCACCAGCAUGGAUUUUCGCCAAAUGCGAAGAAGGAAUCGACAGCGAAAAUUGCGUCAUCGAGUGCUCAAAUCGAGAAUCUAUCGACACCUAGAUCCUGCUGAUCAGGUCGACGACGAAGAGUCAGAAUAUGAGGAAAACCAGGGAUUUCAAAAAACACCGGCAUCAAAUCAUCAUCGGUUCUCUCGUUACGGUCGUUCGGCUCCUUGGCCCUAUGACGAUAAUCACAAGAACAACCAGACAGGGGUCUGGGGUGCAUCGAAAUUGCAACAACGAGGACGGAAGAAUGGAUCGAACAGGAGACGCAGAGCACGUGAUUCAGAUUUACAAGAUCUGGACGGUAUCACCGAAUUACAGUUGGACUGUUCUGCCUGUUCUAGCUUGAUUCGACAAAACUCAGAGACGGAUCCUGCCGAGCUUAACCGAAAACGAUGGCUGGUUAUGGGUCGUCGAGUUUUAGAUGACAAAACAAAACAACUCACCAACCAGGUUCAGGUAACAUUCAUCACCGUUUGGGAUCGAAGCUCCGUAGAAUUUCGUCGAUCUAUGCAAGCGAUUCGUAAUCAACCAGUCUCACAUCUCUGUCCCAAACAACAGUCCGCCAUUGCUAUGGGUCCACAAAAACGGAGGAACUCUUUCGCACCAACGCGAAAUCUGAAAAUUCUGCGAUCUGCACCUCAUGAACUUUCCGAUGCGCCCAGUACAGAUGUAGCAUCCACUCCGACCUCUACACGAGCAUCCGAUAGACAGAUUCCAUCACCUGAGACAAAAGGCUCUCGAGCACCAACUAUUGUGACAGAAGAGAUGCCAAAAGCUGAAAGGCUAGUGGCACAGGAAGUUCACACUACAAAUCGCCCGCGCAACGGACGUUUCCGUACAGAAGCGGAAAACGCACAGCAGUCCACCCCAAAAGGAGUAACUGCCAGCUUAUUCCAGGAACGCACAUCACAUAUGCCGGUCCAUCAAGAUAAUCCUUCCGCUUCUACAAAAACACCCUCGCGACUUCUGGAAACUCAAAUGCUUUAUAGUCGCUGGAUGAAUCGAUAUCACUCGUCCGAUGGCUUAACACGUCGAGAACGCAGGCGCCGACGUAGGCUGGAACGUCAGCGUUGGAAACAAAUUUCUCAGACUAGCGACGGUCGCACAUCAUCGGGCACUCUAACUACCGGUCCGGUGCGUCCGAUCAAUCCAUACGGGAACGAACCUAGUAGUAGCUAUGCAAAAGCGAUAUGGGUACAUUAA